Glycine soja is the source of this 1617-nucleotide messenger RNA. Its product is annotated as phenolic glucoside malonyltransferase 1-like. The coding region runs from base 44 to 1483 and encodes 479 amino acids. The record is from RefSeq and is a predicted model, not a curated record. Lineage: Eukaryota; Viridiplantae; Streptophyta; Magnoliopsida; Fabales; Fabaceae. The transcript has a single exon.
GAGCUUCAGAAGCAAAAUUAUAUAAAAACCACCUUUCAGAAGAAUGAUUGAUCAUACCAAUAGCUAUAAGGUUGAAGUUCUUAGAGCCAUGGAGCAACCAACUAGUGUGAAAGUUCUUGAAUUUUGUUCAUUGGCACCACCACAGAAAACAACAACAACCAAUCCCACCACUCCAACAUCUUUGCCUCUCACAUUCUUUGACCUACUAUGGUUAAGAAGUCCCCCAGUUGAGCGUCUUUUCUUCUAUGAAUUCCCCAACCAAACCAUUUCAUUCUUUGACACCAUUCUUCCAAAUCUCAAACACUCUCUUUCCCUAACACUCCAACACUUUCUCCUUCUUGCUGGCACCAUCACUUGGCCCCUUGACUCACCCCACCCCAUCAUCAACUAUGUCCCUGGCAAUGUUGUUUCCCUCACCAUAGCUGAGUCCAACAAUGAUUUCAACGUGCUUUGUUCCAAUACCUGUGAUGCUUCUCUACGCAAUCCCUUGAUACCCCACUUGAACACUUCCAAUGAAGAAGCUUCUGUGAUGGCCCUCCAACUUACCCUCUUUCCAAACCAUGGCUUUUGUCUUGGAAUCUCCACACACCAUGCUGCUAUGGAUGGAAAAGCCUCAACUUUGUUUCUCAAAGCAUGGGCCUAUGCUUGCUCCAAUAAUACUAACCUCACAGAACAAUCAUUGUCAUCAUCUUUGUCAUUACCACAACAUCUCACACCCUUCUAUGAUAGGUCAAUGAUAAAAGACACAACGGGAAUUGGUGCAAUGUAUCUGAACAGUUGGUUGAACAUUGGUGGACCGAACAAUAGGAGCAUGAAGGUGUGGGAUCUUGGAGGUGCAAAUGCAGUGACAAACGAAGCCAUUAGAGGGUCGUUUGAAUUAACCCCGUCUAAUAUCCAAAAGCUUAAGCAACAUGCAAAAUCCAAGCUCAAAGAGAAUAAUGCUCAUGUGUCAACAUAUUCUGUUACGUGUGCUUAUGUGUUGCAAUGUUUGGUCAAAACAGAACAACCAAAGGCCAAUGGAGUGGCCUUUUUGUUCAGUGUGGAUUGCAGGGCUCGCUUGGAGCCACCAAUUCCUUCCACAUAUUUUGGAAACUGCAUUAUUGGCCGUAGGGUUAUGGAUGAGACAAUGAAGUUGUUGAGAGAUGAUGCUUUCAUCAAUGCUCUUGAGGGAAUAAAUGAAGCUAUGAAAAAGUUGGAGGAUGGAGUGUUGAAUGGGGCAGUGACUUUGUCUACAAUGAUGCAAAUUGCAAGGGAUAAUAGAAUACUUACCACUGCUGGGUCGCCACGGUUUGAGGUUUAUAGUAUUGAUUUUGGAUGGGGAAGGCCUAAGAAGGUGGAUAUGACUUCUAUAGGCAAAACAGGAGCAUUUGGUGUUUCUGAAAGUAGGAAUGACACGGGAGGAAUUGAGGUUAGUUUGGUGCUGAACAAACAAGAAAUGGAAACUUUCACGGCUCAUUUUACCCAAGGACUUGAAUCCUUAUGAAGUUGUUAAACUUUAGUGUUUCAGGGGAUUGGUAAGAUAAUAUUUCAUGGAAUUUACGUGUGCCAGGCAUUUCAUUUGAGAAAUAAGAAUUACUUGAUGAUUAUAUAUUUUUGAAGGACUUAGUUUUCAUAUUA